Striga hermonthica is the source of this 756-nucleotide messenger RNA. NCBI's taxonomy places the organism in Eukaryota, Viridiplantae, Streptophyta, Magnoliopsida, Lamiales, Orobanchaceae. The record is from the annotation of a GenBank genome assembly.
AUGCCUACCUGCCUCGACAAUCUUAUCGCAUUGAGUACAGAAGGAUUUUGGUAUUGGCCAUACCGUUCUAGUUAUACUGAAAAUUUUCCGGAAAGGGCAACAAUUGCCACAAAGGGAAGAGAACUCAGUUAUGACACCACUCUCUUUCUGGUUACCAGUAUUGACUUUUCCAUGAACAAUUUGUUCGGUGAUAUCCCGAGCGAGAUAACAAGUCUGGUGGAACUCAGAUCAUUGAACCUAUCGCGAAAUCAUUUAACAGGAUCCAUCCCAGACAACAUUGGAAACAUGAAGCAACUCGAAUCUUUUGAUUUGUCAAUGAACUCAAUAUCAGGCAAGAUUCCAGGUAGCAUCACAACCAUAUCUUUUUUGAAUAGCCUAAAUUUGUCGUAUAACAACUUGACGGGGAGAAUUCCAGAUAGCACCCAGAUUCGAGGCUUGAGCGAGUCAAGCUUCGUUGGCAACAAUCUCUGUGGCCCUCCACUUAUAAUGUCAUGUGGAAAUGGAGAUAAUACACUUGGUCCAGUGCAUACAGAAAAUCAAGGCCGAGAAGGCAACAAGAGGGAGAUUGAUUGGUUUUACGUGUUUCUAUCUUUAGGAUAUGCCGUGGGGCUUUCGAUUGUCCUUACGAUGUUGUAUUUCAAGAGCAAAUGGAGAGAAGCAUAUUACGCGUUCUUUCAGAAUUUAUGGGAAUGCGUUUACGUGUAUUCCAUUAUCAAAUGGAGAAGGCUAACGAGAGUGCUGGGGCGAAAUCUGUGA